This is a messenger RNA of Otolemur garnettii (small-eared galago), 592 nucleotides long. RefSeq names its product cytochrome b5. Lineage: Eukaryota; Metazoa; Chordata; Mammalia; Primates; Galagidae. The record is from RefSeq and is a predicted model, not a curated record. The transcript is spliced from 5 exons. The coding region runs from base 98 to 502 and encodes 134 amino acids. Gene Ontology annotation, molecular function: heme binding. Gene Ontology annotation, cellular component: intracellular membrane-bounded organelle; mitochondrial outer membrane.
AGUGCGCGUAGGGAAUGUCCCGGGCAGCCUCUGCUGAGACGCGCGUUCUGCUUCUCUGGUGGCUGAGUGUGCCGGGUUUGGCUCGCCGCGCGCAGAGAUGGCGGAGCAGUCUGACAAGGAGGUGAAGUACUACACCCUGGAAGAGAUUCAGAAGCACAACCACAGCAAAAGCACCUGGCUGAUUCUGCACCACAAGGUGUACGAUUUGACUAAGUUUCUGGAAGAGCAUCCUGGUGGGGAAGAAGUGCUGAGGGAACAAGCUGGAGGUGAUGCUACUGAGAACUUUGAGGAUGUCGGACACUCCACGGACGCUCGGGAGUUGUCCAAAACAUACAUCAUUGGGGAGCUUCAUCCAGAUGACAGAUCAAAGAUAACCAAGCCUUCGGAAACUCUUAUUACUACUGUCGACUCUAACUCCAGCUGGUGGACCAACUGGGUGAUCCCUGCCGUCUCAGCACUGCUUGUUGCCCUGAUGUAUCGCCUCUACGUGGCGGAAGAUUAAACACCGUCUCAGAAGCCAGCGCAGGAAGUGACUGCUCUGGACAAGAAGGAAAGCCAAUGUUAACUACUUCAACUGACAGAGAACGUCCCC